GCAGUGUCUCCCUGCUGCAGUGACUGCAGGAGUAUUCAACAGUUUUUCUUUCUUUUCUUAACUUUCUUUUUUUAUUUUUUGCGGGGCCGUACUACACAAAGUGUGGCAUCCGCAUAGGACACUGGUUUACAGAUGGAUGUUAAAAUGCAUUUACAGCAGCAACGAACUGCACCUUUGACUUUUGCAUUUUCUUGCAGUCUGCUGCUGAUUGCAGUGGCGCUGACAGGUAACGCAAAGGCACAACACUUUGACAGUUUUGGAUUAUCAUACGGGUUCCGGUCGGGACCGUCUGAAGAUGCUAUAUUGGUUGCCAACAAUGGAAUAAGAGUGCCGUUUGGAAAAUCUGUUUUUAUUGAUCCGAUCAAUGAUCUGGUGAUCCAGGUUCAACCGGGAGAUAGAUGCAGCAUUAUAGUACUGGAGAAUGACCCUCUAACACAGAGACCGGGACAGCUGACACCUAAAAAGUUUCCUUGUGACUUUGGCCAUAAUGACGUGAAGUAUUCGCAUUUCGGGUCUAGAAGCCCUUCCAAGGACAGAGUAAAAUUGCAACUCAGGUAUGAUACCCAGACUGAUACUAUUAUUAUACCGUUUAUGAUGGAAGUUGAGGUGGUUUUUACCCAGUUGGAGAUCCUAACUAGAAACAUGCCUCUGACAGUGGAGAAGCUGCUUGGCACUAGUAAUCCUAUUGACAGAAAAGUUUUGGAGUUUACUUAUGAUAGAAAUUCUGCGGUGUGCAAGAUUACUACUUUAACAAGCGCAAGUGGACUCCCCAGAUAUGGAAAGCUGAUUAAUGAUGCAAGAGCUGGAAAGAUGGUGGACUGCGAUGAGUUUGUAAAACUAGAUGUACGCUACCAGCAUACAUCUGUCAUCAGAUCACCAAACAGGGACUAUAUACCUAUGGUUGUGGAGCUGCAGGACAAAGAGGGCAACCUGCUCAAACAAGAGUAUUUCCAAAUGAUGGUCCGCAUUAGAGAAGGGGAGGAAAACACUGCACCAAAGCCAAGUUUUGUAGCUAUGAUGAUGAUGGAAGUGGACCAGUUUGUUAUGACAGCUAUAACCCCUGACAUGCUGGCAGCAGAAGACACUGAGUCUGACCCUGAUGAUUUAAUCUUUAACAUCACCUCCUCGCUGUCUUCUGAGCAAGGCUAUAUUGUGAGUACUGAUGAUAGAAAUUUGCCCAUAACUUCUUUUCAUCAGGGGGACCUUAAAGAUUUAAAAAUAGCCUACAAGCCUCCCUCAGAGGACUCUCAAGUGGAGAGGAUUUUCCAAAUUGAGUUUGAAAUUGUGGACACAGAAGGAGCUGUGUCAGACCCCUUUGCCUUCAUGAUUGUUGUAAAGCCCAUGAAUACGCUUGCACCUGUUGUGACAAGGAACACUGGUCAGCUGUUAUAUGAAGGUCAGUCCAGGCCAUUGGCCAGUUCACAGAAUCUACAAAUUAGUGAUGAGGAUAACUUGGAUGAAGUCAGGGUGACUGUUAUUGAUGGGCUGAGGCAUGGGCAGCUGACUAUCCUAGGUUCAAGGAGAAAAUUCUUCACUCCAGCUGACCUUGAUACAGGUGUAGUUAUUUACCAACAUGAUGGGAGUGAUACGUACAGUGACAACAUCAUCUUUAGGAUGACAGAUGGCAAACAUGAAGUUGAGUUUCUGUUUCCAAUUACCAUUGUGCCAACCGAUGACGAGCCACCGUUUAUAAAUGCCAACACUGGACUUGUACUGUCUAAGAAUGAAAUGGUGCCAAUCUCCCCAUUUGUGUUAAGUGCUACUGACAUUGACUCUGAAGAUUCCACCAUAAGGUUUACAAUUGAACCGCCGUUCUCCACUAUCGGAGAGGUUGUACUUCGUCAGUCAGAAGCCCCUGAAGACCGCUCAUCUUGGACAUUUAUAGCAGAUGAUGAGGUUUUUGAAAAAGUAGUGACAGAAUGGCUCCAGCAGGAUAUUAUGUCAGGAAAGUUGUUUUAUAGGCACGUGGGACCUCAUAGCACCAGCACUGUAAUGGAUCAGUUUGUAUUUCGGGUUCAAGAUGACAAUGACCCCCCAAACCAGUCAGGUGAAAACACUUUUAUUGCCAAAAUUCUGCCAGUAGAUGACAUCCCUCCUGAACUGUACAGUGGAACUUCUUUAAAUAUGAUUGUACAGGAAUACAAACUGACACACUUUAGAAAGAAGUACCUGCGCUAUACUGAUUUAGACUCUGAUGACAGAGAUUUGAAAUACACUAUAAUUACACCACCAACUGACACUGAUGAAAAUAACCCUGUUGUGCUUGGAUAUAUUGUUUUAACAGACAGCCCUGACAUGAUAGUAACUGAAUUUACUCAAGCACAAAUCAACCAUCACAAAAUUGCUUAUAAGCCCCCAGACCUAGAAUUAGGAAUCACUGCCCAUGUGCUUCAGUUCCAGUACACAGUUGAAGACACAGCUGGAAACAGUGUUGAGGGUACAUUUACCAUCUUUCUUCAGCCAGUUGACAACAAGCCUCCUCAGAUUACUAACACUGGCUUCACUGUUUUUGAAAGGGGCACUCACAUCAUCACAAGUGCAGAACUCGAUACUAGUGAUGCAGACACUGACAGCAAAUAUAUAUCAUUUACACUAACCCAGCCUCCGCUGCAUGGUCAUGUUCAAUAUACUGACACUUAUAUCACUGAAGGAGAUGCAUUCAACUUAAAUGACAUUGCCAGUGGCAGAAUAGCUUACAUCCAUGACGGGUAUGAGUCCACUAGUGAUUCAUUUAAAUUAGAUGUCAGUGAUGGAGUACAUGUUGUCACAAUCACUAUCCGAGUCAAUGUACGUCCCAUAGAUGAUGAAGUACCAACCAUUAUGCUCCCAGCUGGCACAAUUGGGUCCUAUAUAGAUGUUUUGGAAAAUGGAGCCACUGAGAUCACAACCAAUGUUAUUCAGGGAAGAGAUGAGGACACUGAUGACCUCAUGCUGACUUUUAUUGUUGAAGACCGCCCUCUUCUUGGAGAAAUCUUAGUAAAUGGACUCCCUACUGAAAGAUUUACACAGGGUGACAUCAUCAAUGGGGUUGUGGUUUACGCACAUACAAGUGGGGAGAUCGGCCUUGAUAAGCAGGAGGAUUAUUUCAACUUGACCCUUUCUGACUUGUCUGAUGAAUGGAACGUCGGGGGUAAUAAAGUCCAAGGAGUUCGAGUACAGGUCACCAUCCUUCCAGUUGAUAGCCAAGCUCCAGAGGUGACUGUGGGCCAGCAGUUCACUGUAGUAGAAGGUGAAAAAAAUGUAAUUGAGCUUGAGCAUGUAAGUGCUGAAGAUAUUGAUACUGCCAGUGAUGACAUUCUUUGUACAAUUAUAGUCCAGCCAACUUCUGGCUAUGUAGAGAACAUCUCACCAGCACCUGGUUCUGAGAAGUCACGUUCAGGGACUGCCAUUAGUGCUUUUACAAUGAAGGACAUUCGUCUUGGACAUAUUUAUUAUGUCCAAAGUAUUCACAAAGGUGUUGAACCAGUUGAAGACAGAUUUACUUUCCGUUGCUCUGAUGGGAUUAAUUUUUCACAAAGACAUUUCUUCCCCAUUGUUAUCAUCCCAUCUAAUGACGAAAAGCCUGAAAUCUUUAUGAGAGAAUUUGUUGUAAUGGAAGGCAUGAACAUUGUAAUUGACACUCCAAUUCUUAAUGCUGUAGAUUCUGAUAUACCUGCUGAUGAUUUAAUGUUUAUUAUUACUAAACCACCAAAGCAUGGUUUCAUUGUCAAUCAGUUAACCACAGGUACAGUUCCAGUCAACAACUUUACCCUUGACCAGAUCAAGGAGAGCUCCAGUAUUGUUUAUGAACAUGAUGACUCUGAGACCACAGAAGACAGCUUUGAUGUCAUACUUACUGAUGGGAAGCACACAGUGGAGAAAACAGUUAUCAUUAUGGUUAUUCCUGUGGAUGAUGAAACACCAAGAAUGACUAUUAAUGAUGGACUGGAAAUUGAGAUAGGGGAAAGCAAAAUAAUUACUAAUAAAGUCCUAAAGGCUACUGAUCUGGAUUCUGAAGACAAAACAUUGACCUACAUUAUUCGCUAUGGCCCUGGCCAAGGUCUACUGCAAAAGCAGACACCUUCAGGUAGCUUUGAAAAUAUUACUGUGGGAAUGAACUUUACCCAAAAUCAAGUGGACAACAAUCUAAUUGUGUACUUUCACAAUGGACAAGAAGGUGUUCGUGAUCUCAUCAAAUUUGAUGUCACUGAUGGCAUAAAUCCUCUUAUUGAUAGAUACUUUUACAUCACAGUUGGCAGCAUUGAUAUGAUUUUUCCUGAUGUAAUCAGUAAAGGGGUGUCUUUAAAAGAAGGGGGGAGGGUGACUCUCACAACAGAUUUGCUCAGCACCAGUGACCUGAACAGCCCUGAUGAAAACCUGGAAUUCACCAUCACCAGAGCCCCUGUACGUGGGCAUUUGGAGUGCACAGAUACACCUGGAGUGCCCAUUUCUUCAUUUACACAACUCCAGCUAGCUGGCAACAAAGUGUACUACAUUCAUACAUCCGAUGACGAAGUGAAGAUGGACAGUUUUGAGUUUGAGGUCACUGAUGGGUAUAACCCAGUGUUUCGUACUUUCAGGGUGUCCAUCACAGACGUGGACAACAAGAAACCUGUGCUUACAGUGCAUGACCUAGUGGUCACUGAGGGUGAGAACAAACUCAUCACACCCUUUGAGCUCACUGUAGAAGACAGAGAUACACCUGACCACUUCUUGAAGCUCACUAUCACCCAAGUGCCAGUACAUGGCCGACUGCUGUACAACAGCACUAGACCGGUAACCUCAUUUACCAAGCAGGACUUAAAUGAGAAUCUGAUUAGCUACAAGCAUGAUGGCACAGAGUCCGCAGAAGAUAGCUUCUCAUUUACUGUCACUGACGGAACUCAUACUGAUUUCUACGUCUUUCCUGACACCAUAUUUGAAACCCGAAAACCGCAAAUGAUGAAGAUCAGUAUUAUUUCAGUGGACAAUGGUGUGCCCCAAAUCAUUGUGAACAAAGGUGCACCAACUCUGAGGAUUCUGACUACUGGGCACCUUGGCUUUAUGAUUACAAGCAAGGCCUUAAAGGCAGAGGAUAAAGACAGCACCCAGAUCUCCCUGAAAUUCAAAAUCACAGUGGGUCCUGAACAUGGCUACCUCAUCAACAUGGGGAAGGGAAACGACUCUAUCACUGAAUUUAGCCAAGCUGAUAUUGAUGACAUGAAGAUUUGCUUUGUCUUAAGAGAGGGAGACAAUGCUACAAGUGACAUCUUCUACUUCACUAUUGAAGACAGUGAAACCAUGUGCACCUGGCUCAUAUUGUUUUUCCUUUUGCCUUCACAAGUGCCAAAGGUUCAAUUUAAAGAGCCAAUGUACAUGGGGAACGAGGAGGAUGGACAGAUUACCGCCAUUGUGUACCGAAGUGGAGAUAUCAGCUACAAAUCAACAGUACGGUGUUAUACUCGACAGGGGACGGCGCAGGUCAUGAUGGACUUUGACGAACGACCAAACACAGAUGAUGCUAUCAUUUCCUUCCUGCCUGGGGAGAUUGAGAAGCCAUGCAUUUUGACACUGGCAGAUGAUACUAUCCAUGAGGAAGAUGAAGAGCUGAGGCUGGUCCUAGGUAGCCCCAAAAGCGAGUCGCCAUUCGGAGCUUCUAUCGGUGAACAGAAGGAGACACUGAUCAAAAUCAAAGACAACGCAGACAAGGCCAUCAUUAAGUUUGGAGAGACAAAGUUCAGCGUCAGCGAGCCCAAGGAAGCGGGGCAGAUCACCGUUGUUAAAAUUCCAGUCCUUCGUCUAGGAGACACUUCAAAGGUGUCCAUUGUCAGGGUCCACACAAAGGACGGCUCUGCCACCUCUGGAGAGGACUACCACCCUGUGUCUGAAGAAAUUGAAUUCAAGGAAGGAGAAACUCAGCACAUUGUGGAGGUUGAAGUUUUGUACGACGGGGUGAGAGAGAUGAGAGAGGCCUUCACCAUACAUCUGAAACCUGACGAGAACAUGGUAGCAGAGACCCAGAUGAACAAAGCAAUCAUUUACAUUGAAGAGACUAACAGCAUGGCUGAUGUGACUUUCCCGUCCGUGCCGCACGUCGUGUCUCUGCUGUUGUACGACGACACUGCCAGGACCAGUGAGAACCCGAACGCACCUGCUGGUUAUCCCGUUGUCUGUGUCACAGCUUGCAAUCCUAAAUACUCUGACUACGACAAGACGGGUUCCCUCUGUUCCAGCGAGCACAUCAACAACACUCUCACACGGUACCGCUGGCUGGUGAGCGCCCCCACUGGCCCUGACGGAGUGACCAGCCCUAUGCGCGAGGUGGACUUCGACACAUUCUUCACCUCUUCCAAGCUCAUCACCCUGGACUCCAUCUACUUCCAGGCAGGCUCCCGGGUGCAGUGUGCCGCCAGAGCCGUCAACUCCAACGGGGACGAGGGCUUGGAGCUGAUGAGCCCCAUCGUCUCAGCCAGCGUGGAGGACGGUAUGUGCCAGCCCCGUAUUGUCGGGGCGGUGGGAGCUGAGCCUUUUUCUGCAAAGAUGCGCUACACUGGACCUGAAGACCCAGACCACCCCAACCUUAUCAAAGUUACUGUCACAAUGCCACACAUUGAUGGGCUGCUUCCCGUCAUCUCCACGAGAGACUUAUCCAAUUUCGAAUUAACGCUGAGUCCAGAUGGAACCCGUGUCGGGAACCACAAGUGCUCAAACUUGCUGGAUUACAACGAGGUGAAGACCCGCUACGGCUUCCUGACAGAUGCCACCAAAAACCCUGAAGUGAUUGGAGAGACGUCCCCCUACCAGUACAGCUCGGCACUCAGGGGUUCCAACACCCUCCGCUUCUACAGAAACCUUAACCUGGAGGCCUGUCUUUGGGAGUUUGUCAGCUACUAUGACAUGUCUGAGCUCCUCACAGACUGCGGGGGCACCAUUGGGACAGAUGGCCAGGUGCUGAACCUUGUGCAGUCCUAUGUGACGCUGCGAGUCCCACUGCACGUGUCGUAUGUGUUCCAUUCCCCAGUGGGGGCGGGAGGCUGGCAGCACUUCGACCUGCAAUCAGAGCUCCGCUUGACAUUUGUGUAUGACACUGCCAUCUUGUGGAAGGACGGCAUCGGCAGCCCCGCAGAAGCUGAGUUACAAGGUGCUCUCUAUCCAACCAGCAUGCGUAUCAAUGAAGAGGGGCGCCUGGUUGUAAAUUUCAGGACAGAGGCCCGAUUCCGUGGUUUGUUUGUGACCUCCCAUUCCGCAUCCUCCCUCUCCUCUAUGAUAAUGUGCGCUGACCACCCAGGUCUUACCUUCAGCCUGAGCUUGAUCCGAAGUGAGCCCACCUAUAACCAGCCCAUGCAGCAAUGGACCUUUGUUUCUGAUUUUGCUGUUCGGGAUUACUCGGGCACAUACACCGUGAAACUUAUCCCAUGUACAGCUUCCCCAAACCAAGAGUACAGCGUUCCAGUAGUCUGUAGCCCAAGAGAGCCCAUCACUUUUGACCUUGAUAUCAGAUUCCAACAGGUGAGUGACCCUGUGGCUGCUGAGUUCAGUUUGAACACACAGUUGAUCCUGCUGUCAAAGAAAGCUCUCUGGUUAUCUGAUGGUUCUAUGGGAUUCGGGCAGGAGAGUGAUAUUGCUUUUGCAGAAGGUGACGUUAUCUAUGGCCGUGUGAUGGUAGACCCAGUACAGAAUCUGGGGGACUCUUUCAUUUGUAACAUUGAGAAAGUUUUCCUGUGCACUGGUGCUGAUGGAUAUGUACCAAAGUACAACCCCGCAAAAGCUGAAUUUGGCUGUCUGGCUGACUCGCCUUCUCUCCUGUACAGAUUCAAGAUCAUUGACAAGGCUCAGCCUGAGACUCAAGCCAGAAGCUUUGGCGAUGUGCGAUUCAACGCACUGCUGGCAGUGGAUGACCCUGAAGCACUCUCACUAGUGAGGCAGCCUGGGUCUGAUGGGUUCAGAGUUGACUCCACUGCUUUCUUCCAGGUAGCUGCUGGCCGGGAGUGGUAUAUCCAUACCAUUUACACAGUGCGUUCAAGAGAAAACUCUAACCGAGGCAUCGGCAAGAGGAGCCUUGAGUAUCAGUACCACUCUGUUGCGCAGAGCCGUGAUCUCCAUGCUGUGGCACAGCCUCGUUCCAAGAGAGCCACCAGAGGGGCUCCAGCCAUCACACAGGACAUUGGUGUGGAAAACAACAGGGGUACCAACAUACAGCACAUCGCACUUGAUCGCAGUAACAAGAAACUGCAUCCUCAAAGAGAAGACUCUGAGGAAGGCAUUAUCCCCCGAGAGCUGCACAACAAAGAGUCUGAGGACAACCUGGUCACUAUAGUUGGGGGGCUGGCGGGCUUGCUGCUCACUAUCUGCCUCAUCGUUAUCAUCAUCCUGCUACUGAAACGCAGGCAGAAGUCGAAGAAAAAGGACACACCGAAGGGAUCUGCCAGCACAGAGCCAAUGAUGUCACAUAGGUAUCAGAGUAGUGACAGUUCGGAAGUUUGAUUUCACACACACACACACACACACACACACACGUACACAUUUACAGCAAGGACUACGGGAGAUUUCAAAUUCAACUUUACAAGUGCCUCAAGCAAUGAACUUGUAACUGUUUCUUUAAUGCAAGCAUUCUUUUAAACAUUACCUUCACCUCCAUCACAUGUCAUGUGACUCCCAACACUACUGUACUUGAAAAAGUGUAGCACUUGAAUUGCUGCCUGUACGGAUAGAAAGACUCUCCUGGCACUGUAAGAGAUCAUGACUAUGUAUGCAACGCUACACAUAAGUCAAGAGGCACUUGACUUUCCUUAAGGUUUUGUUUUAUUUUUUUACUUUGAGUUUCCUCAAAGAAUGUUAUCCAUAGGUGCUAAUGGUUUCACUUUUCCACUGGAAGUGGAGAUCAGUUCAUUUGUUUCAAUGCUGAUGUUCAAGGGACAAUGAUUUAUGAAUAAAAGUCAAUGAAGGGAAGGUGCUUCUUUUCACACUAAUAUGCGAUUGGCCAUUAGCAGUAUAUCUGAGAAAUGUGUGCUCUACUUAGUAUUAAGAAUACAUUAUUAUAUUUAUGUUAGACAUUUAUAAUGUUGACACCAUUAUGAUAAUACAAUACUCAGUUUUGGAUACAGCCUAAGAUACUGUCAUCUAUUAUGCCUCUGCCAUGCCUAUUAUAGUACUUGUAAGCUUUUUUUUUUUUUCAAAGAAUAGAGUGACACCCAGUGGCCUUUAAUGUAAUUACAGCUAAAUUAGAUUUAUUUUAAUUUUUUUGCAUUGCCGUUGAUAUACCAUUAAGUCAUAUCCAAAUUUUCUAUACACUUCUAUGCAAAAGGCAUCAUGAGGAGAUAAUGUACUGUAACAGGGUAACAAAAACAUUCAUUGAUUUGUAUUUGUAAUCAUUGCACCUUAUCUUAAUCAAACCAAAAAUUAGUCAGCAGCACUGACAUAUUCUCAGUUAUGCCAAGCGACAGUACGCUCAGAUCCAGUCUGCAUUUCUAUACCAGUCCAUAUACUGAGUUGUGUGUACGAUUUGUGCAUGUGUGCUGCUUUUUGUUUUUUAAGAACAAUGCUAGAUUGUAUGUUCUAGUGCAUGUGUUAAAGCAGGAAAGGAUUUUCUGUAAAACUGCAUGAGGAUUUCAUACCUCAUUAUCUGCUGCAAAUUAACUUAGUAAAGAAUACUCUGGCUUGAGUACACAACAAGGUAAGGCUUUGCAAGAAACAGUAUUACACAACUGUGAUGCCUUUCCUAGGUAUGUAUGGCAUUGGUGUACAGUAUAUGGCCAAGGAUUCAUAUUUGUGAAACUCUUUUAUUGGUAUUUUUAUAUGAACUAGAAUAUUGUGAUUACAAAUGAAGCACUGAUUCUUUGAUUCCACGUGCUUUGUGACUGCUGGUGUACCGUGAGAUUUAACAUCCAGACAGCUGUUCUACUGAAAUGCAGUAACAGGCCCAUUAGAUAGCCCUUUAUAUUGCCAGUUUUGAAAAGCCCUUCCCCCAUUGCUAUAACAAACCAUUAUCAUACACGGCUAAUAGAAAAUACAAAAUAAUCACCAAAAGACAGUAUUUUAUUCUUAUAUUUGUCCAUUCCUACAGUUACAUACUACAUCAUUAAUUCUGAGGUACAGCUUUUGUUUUACCAGUUAUGAGGGUUUAACAUUGUGGAUGCCCUACUAACUACACGACAAAAGAUCCGCUCAACUCAAGAAUAAAAACGGAUACAAACCAAUGAAGAUAUAUUGUCAAAACAAUUGUAUAUUGACAGAACAAGUUUGACCAUUUAGGUCUAGUUUAUAUGCAUUAUCUGAUCCCUGCCACUUUGAAUGAUAGACAGUUUCAGAUCAACAACAGAACCCAUGGAGAUCCACCAUCAGCUACUGAAUAUGUAAUUUAAUUCUAUUUCGGGAGCAAAAGUUAUUCAGAAGAGUUUUUACUUCAAGUGGUUUUGUCAGUAUAAAGCUAUAGUGCACAAAACACUGAAUAGUAGCCUUGUCACGGUAAGUCAGAUGAAUCCAAAACCUUAGGGACUAUUUUAAGGAACACUUGCUUCUGUUCAGUUAAACACUCCUGUGAAAAAUGAGAUUUAAUUUAUUAAUCUGUCUAAAUCAACUGAAAAGAGUUCAAGAAAUGCGACACCAUUUAGCUAAUAAAUCAAAAUGGUGUUUAAACAGUUCUUAGAGCUUUGUGAAUAGGCCCAAAAGAUGUUGUAUUUGAUGUGUUAAAUAAAAUAUAGGUGAACUUAAAAAAUGGGAAAUGGAAUUUACAGCUGUGUUAUACUGCUAAAUUAGUCCUGAAAUGUAAAUUAAGAAGUGUCCUCUAUGUUUAAGCCACAGAUUUACAUUUGUAGACAAAUUCUCAUGAAAUGCUUUGAAGUAGUUUCUCAUGUAGCAGUCAUUAGCAAGUAUGUUUUUUAUAUAUAUAUAUAUAUAUAUAUAUAUAUAUAUAUAUAUAUAUAUAUAUAUAUAUAUUAUAUUAUUGUUUGAUGCAUCUGUUGUGUACUAAAUGUGUCUUUGCAUAACAUGUCACAUAUACUAUUAUGAAGUAGGAGUGCUAAUGCAGUCUUCAGUACAUUAUAACCAUUUUUAUUCAUAGUAUUAAAUCCUUAUACAUUUUAGCAUUUCAUUAUUGUAAGUACUUGAGACACAGUCGUUUUUUUCUUUUGUUUUUUUCCUACUCAAAUAUAUUUAACCCUGAUACAUGUGUUUAGCUCCAUUUCUGUAAGUCUUUUACACAUUUUUGUUUCUAAUAUUAUGUGUGUAUAUAUAUAUAUAUAUAUAUAUAUAUAUAUAUAUAUAUAUAUAUAUAUAUAUAUAUAUAUAUAUAUAAACAGGAAUAUUUGUUUGGCUGUUUUGGGGAGUGGUCAGUGUUAAGAUGCUGAAUAUGUACUGUAAUUAUUUGUAACAUGGACCUCCAAGCACAAACUGAUUGUGGUCUGCAAUAAAAAAUAAACUUUUUUUUUUCCAUA
This is a messenger RNA of Polyodon spathula (Mississippi paddlefish), 11390 nucleotides long. RefSeq names its product FRAS1-related extracellular matrix protein 2-like. Gene Ontology annotation, cellular component: membrane. Lineage: Eukaryota; Metazoa; Chordata; Actinopteri; Acipenseriformes; Polyodontidae. The coding region runs from base 133 to 8442 and encodes 2769 amino acids. Gene Ontology annotation, biological process: cell communication. The record is from RefSeq and is a predicted model, not a curated record. The transcript has 18 exons.